AUGGCAACAAUAAUUGCCCUCGGGCCCCUUGCAAGCUGCGCAGCGGCUUUCAUGUGUUCCGCAGUUCAGCAACGGAGCAUGAAGUCGUUUCUCAACCGCUCCAUCCCGCCCACCGCCCGGCAUGCGCUGUAUUUUCAAUGGUUCAGCGAGUUCAAGAAGGCGAUGUAUCUCUCUGCACCAUCUCACCUGCUGACGCUGGUCUUGUGCUUCAUCAACCUGGCUUCAAGCACCUCGAGGGCGACAUCGACUCUGUGGACUGGGGGUAUAUUUUUCACAAUCGCCCAUGUGUACCCGAUACGGCUGGGGGUUCGGCACUUGACCCUCAGCCAAGAUGGCUGGAACGAAAAGUCGACGGGCGAAGCAUUCGCGUGGGUGAAGAGCUUUGUGGACGUGAACGGGCAGCGCUUGUUGAUCGUCGACUUGCCCGGGUUCCUUUGCAUUGCUGGCGCUGUGGUACUGGAGAACCUGCGCUGA
Messenger RNA from Uncinocarpus reesii 1704, 474 nucleotides. RefSeq lists its product as uncharacterized. The record is from RefSeq and is a predicted model, not a curated record. The coding region runs from base 1 to 474 and encodes 157 amino acids. Lineage: Eukaryota; Fungi; Ascomycota; Eurotiomycetes; Onygenales; Onygenaceae. The transcript has 2 exons.